Messenger RNA from Acanthosepion pharaonis, 696 nucleotides. Lineage: Eukaryota; Metazoa; Mollusca; Cephalopoda; Sepiida; Sepiidae. The record is from the annotation of a GenBank genome assembly.
AUGUGUGGCUUUCUUUCGCUUCUUUAUUUCUAUUUGUUCAUGAGCUUUUUUUAUCCUUUGUUUCGUUUGUUUCUUCUUCCCGCCCUUCUGUCCUUGUUUUCUUUAUUCUCUUUUCGCUUUUUUCUCUCUCUCUAUUUUACACUUAUUUUAUAUUUUCUCCUCCCUUUUAUGUCUUUCUCCUUUUUCUUUCUUUCACCCUUCUUUUCUUCAUUUUUCCUAUUUUAUUUUUAUUUCCUUUUUUUUUUCUUUAUUUUACUUCUUCCCUUUAUUUCUUCUGUCAUUUCUUUUUCUCCUUUCCUUUCUCUCGCCUUUGUUUUCUCUUCUGUUAUCCUUUUCUCCUCUUUCUCCCCUUCUGCCUGUUUUUUUUUUUCCUCUUUUUCUUUUAAUCUAUUCAUUCUCUUCCAUAUUCUUUCGUCCUUUUUGAUUUUGUUUUUCUUGUUCUUUUUAUAUAAAAUUUUUUCAUUCUUUUUUCUUUCUUAUUUUCUUCUCUUUUAUCUAAUUCCCGUCAUUUUUCUCCUUCUCUUCAUCUUCUCUUUUUCUAAAUCUAUUUUUCUCUUAUCCUUUUUAUUUGCACCUAAGCAUUGCUUUCUUUACUAUUUGUCUUUUCAAAAGCCAUGUUUUGUUAACACUCUUCCCGCCAAUCCUCUCACCUCGUCUUUCUUUUCAACAUUCCGUGAUCUCGCCGGCUUUGUUUGA